This is a messenger RNA of Canariomyces notabilis, 1069 nucleotides long. RefSeq lists its product as uncharacterized. The record is from RefSeq and is a predicted model, not a curated record. Lineage: Eukaryota; Fungi; Ascomycota; Sordariomycetes; Sordariales; Chaetomiaceae. The coding region runs from base 180 to 926 and encodes 248 amino acids. The transcript has 2 exons.
AUACCAUCUCAUCUUUCUGUUCAACUCUCCUUGUCUCUUGUCUUGUUCGGUCCUCGUCGUCUUUGGCAUAUCUUUACUUCAACGACACUUGCUCUGGAAGCAUUUCAUAUUAUCACUUCCACCGAGCGCCAUCUCGUCUCCCAGAUCACUCGAACAUAGUAAAGAAUUCGUCCGGCACGAUGGUUUCUACCCGAUUUCUUCUCGCGGGGUUGGCUGCAAUGGUGUCUGCGGCUCCUACGACUCCAUGCAAGCCCAAACCACAAACCUCGCCCACUCUUCCAAAGCUUGGAGGAUCAUCCGAACUUCCCGCGCCUGCUGCCAACCUGACACUGAAAAAGAUCGCCAUCGGCCAUGGUAUCCAAAACUACACUUGCGGAGCCGCGGAAGGCAACUCCAGUGCGGCCGGAGCCGUCGCCGUCCUCUACGACGCCACCAGUCUCUUCCCAGGAACGGGAAGAACAGCCCUGUCUCAAGGCGCCUGGGAUAGUCUGCCGUCAACUCUGCUGAGGCAGCAGGCCCUGCCCCUCAACAAGCUCUCGGGCACCGAGUACGGCGCCGACCCAGCGAAGCCGUUCCCCCAGCCGACAGACGAUCUGAGGCUUUCCGGUCUUCCCGUUGUCAAAUUCCUCGGUUAUCACUACUUCGACAGCAACAACGUUCCCAUGUUCGACGUCACCACCGCCGGACUCAAAGCCAGCGUAACCAAGCGGAUAAACCUCGCCGCCCCCAAUGGGGCCGACAAGGGCAUCCUGAACACAGGCGCCGUGGACUGGCUGGAGCUCGGGGACAGCGGCAAGGGUCUCUCCCAGGGCCUGAGCAUCGUGUACCGCGUCGUCACUGCCGGCGGCGCCCCCCAGCCUUGCUCUGUCGCCGGCGUCGGUCUGCAGAGUGUACCCUACACAACCUAUUACUGGUUCUACGGGUAGAACUGCCAAGGAAAGCACGGUUUCGUGUGGUUCACUACGUGAGCAGAGCAGUGAAGUGGCGCAUGUUUUGUGCGAGUUGAUCCUUCCGCUCGAACCGCCAAAAUUGAAUUUGGGAGACGUGCCGGCGGGAGGGACUCGGGAGA